Trematosphaeria pertusa is the source of this 2810-nucleotide messenger RNA. RefSeq lists its product as uncharacterized. Gene Ontology annotation, molecular function: protein binding. NCBI's taxonomy places the organism in Eukaryota, Fungi, Ascomycota, Dothideomycetes, Pleosporales, Trematosphaeriaceae. The record is from RefSeq and is a predicted model, not a curated record. The coding region runs from base 471 to 2357 and encodes 628 amino acids. The transcript is spliced from 2 exons.
ACAAUUUCUGAGGCUCAAAUUUCCCCAUUCGACAUUUCCUAGGUUACCUCGGGUCGAUAUCCUCAGCCUCGUCAUGCCCGCCCCAUGGAGGACUUUCCAAGGAGGUGUUCAUCGGUCCCCUCAUUCAUGCAUCUGUCCGGAUGCCUGACCCUGGCGAUAGCGCUUUGCAAUCGCAGAGCCGCAUGCAUCCCAAUGUUUGAAAAGGGACUGAGACCAUGGCCUCCGAGCCGAGCUGCGAGGCUAUCUGUUUCUCCACACAACGGCCUUUUUGAGCCGCAUCCAAGCUACUGUACUCAGCUGUCUCCCCGCCCUACUGUUUUCUAGUUACUUCUUCCAGCUCCCACGCAGUUUGGGAUGCGCCCGUUCUCCUGCAACUUGCUUUCGCUUGUGGCUUCUUCCUCUUCUCGCUUCUUUCCAACACUUAAUUAUUUUACGCCUCUUCCUCCCUGCAAUCGAACACUACAAUAUUCAUGCCUAUUACUCUUGAUGGGCUUCCUUUCGAUAUUUUGUUCUACAUAACUGCUCACCUUCAAUUCGACGACAUCAUUAACCUCGGGCACACAUGCCGCCUCUUGAAAAGCCUUCUGCACGAAAGCACGCUGUGCCGUCGAACAAUCGAGGCAAACUUCCCUCACAGCAAGGAAGCACGGCUUGCCCAGGACCAAGAAAUAACCUACUGCGACGCCUUGAGCAGCAUACACGACAGACGGGAGGCCUUUUCGAAUGCCCGUCCCUUCUCAGCUCGUAUCAUCGGCCAAGGGAACUCUUUCUGCUAUCGCCAAGGAGUCCUAUGUAUAUUGGAAGGUAGCAGCAUCCGUAUCUCGGAUGUACAUGCCUCUUCAGCUUUCUUUGAAGUGGACCUCUCCCCAUUCAUCAACACGGUUCCGGAGGCCUCCACAUCGCCCAGCGAACCCAAGAUAUCUUUGCUGCAUUACAAUGAUGAAAUCGUCACCGUGCAUUAUGAAAAGAAGGCCCGGCCAAACAACGGCCGCAUCUUUGUCAUCAGUACGAAGCUUAACCCUCCCGGCGGCAAGAGGGUCAUCAAAGAGAUUCAGCUUGAGUCCAGCUAUAAGUUGUUUGCGCGACACACAGCCAGCUAUCUUUACUAUGGAACUUAUACUGGAAUGGGCGAGCAUGGUCACCAUGAGUGGGAGAUAAGAGGCGUCUCUCUUGACCGUCGUCAUCCCUUAAAGGGCUGCGCCCGCCCUCUACAGCUUGAAGAGUUCUUUGGCACCGAUGUUGGGUCUACAAUCGCAUUUGAGGUCCACAACGGCUACUUCUACGCAGUUUCAAAUCAAACGUCCUUUGAGGUUGAAGAAUUAGACUGGACGUCUUUCUACCACUGCGUUCGCUUCCCGCUGGACCGGCCAAAGCGCGAUUUUAUGGACAUCAAUAAGAAAGUAUACCGUCGGCAACACGCUGAAGGCCCGAUACACGAUUCCUGGACCGAUUUGACUAUUCAGUUCGAUGAAUGUACAGACGAGCCGAUGAUUGUUGAGUCACGUCGUGAGUGGCAAAAGGGAUCCAGCCGACAGCUCAGGACCUUCUACAUCUCAGAUUUCGAUUGCCCCGAGAAGUGUGACUCCGCCAUGCCCUCCGCGGAUGGGUCACCAGCAAUGGGUGCAUCUGAUGCUCCUCUAUUACCAGAAGAUGAUCCCUUCACAGAGUUGCUUGACUCGACGAAUCGGCCCAACUACGCGCCUACAAAGCCCCGGUUCAAUUGGAAUUUCCAUCCCGAGUUCCCCUCGGACUGCGGAACUACUAGAUCCUUCAUCCUCGCCCGCACGAAAUUUCGAGCAUACAACUACGCCUGCAGCUCAUUCCUCGACUUGGUGGAAGAUGAACGUUGUUGCAACAAUCCCGCGACACCGCCGUGCUUGCGGAUACGUAUUGGGUCUCGCCGCGUUGCCCCUUUCGAUUGGACGCCCGCUGAUAAGACGCCACCACCGAAGGACAAGUCACUCAGCCCGCUUACCGCGGAGGACGACGUGGUGUAUCGUCACUCAUCCAUCAACAUGUGGCCCCCUCCAGCAUCCAGAUGCCCGUGCUCAAAAAGGCUGCAUCAGAUAUUGAACCCACCACUACCGACAGGGCCAGCAUACAACAGGUCCAUCACCGGCGUCCUUGAUGAACGCAGCCUCGUGUACAUGAUCCGCUCGGGGAGGUCAUAUGGCUCGAACGAUGACAACGCAUUGGGCCCCAUUGUCAUGAUCAGCUUCAAUCGUGGCCCUCUCCCGCCGAAGCCCAACGACAAGUCACCCGACCAUGAGGAGAAAAUGGAGGACGAGUUCAACCCGUCCCACUGGCAGUGGACUCCAGGGCUCUCAACCGCCUGUAAGAGUGGGACAUGUCGCUGAUGCGUCCUCUUUCCAGAAUGAGCAAUGAGCAAUGAGCAAGUAGGAACAGAGCCCCAGAUAAGGCAACGGUGGUGCGCAAACCACGUUCCCUUUCGCCUUGCUGCAGGCGUAUGCCUGGGGCUGCAUCAUUGACCGGUCAAGAACCCCGCUCGUUCGUAUCACAGUAUUGCGCAACCUAUCGUCAGUGGCAUUGGUUCGGCCGAGAUCAUUUGAGUCACCCAGCUCCGCUCCUCAUCGCUAUUUUACUGGGUCAAAGGCCGUCCUUCCUUGGUGUUUUCUCGCGCCUGACAUUGAAAGUGAUGACGCUUAGUCAUCGCUGCAGGGAGAUUUCAUAGAUCCCUGUCAGCAUCUCACAAUCAUAUACCAGCACCGAAGGCGAACAACCGCUGAGCUCAAUAAGCUCGAGGAUCGUUUUCCGGAUUCAGUCAAACUGCGAGAUGCUGCGGUCCCUCA